Messenger RNA from Oncorhynchus keta (chum salmon), 664 nucleotides. It is a transcript of the gene crygmxl1, whose product is annotated as crystallin, gamma MX, like 1. The transcript is spliced from 3 exons. The record is from RefSeq and is a predicted model, not a curated record. Gene Ontology annotation, molecular function: structural constituent of eye lens. Gene Ontology annotation, biological process: visual perception; lens development in camera-type eye. Lineage: Eukaryota; Metazoa; Chordata; Actinopteri; Salmoniformes; Salmonidae. Bases 65 to 595 code for a protein of 176 amino acids.
AGGAUAUAAAAGGACCAUGGCUCGCUUAGUCAGUGUUGCAGUGUGAUCCCAUUUACCUAACACAAUGGGAAAGAUAAUCUUCUACGAGGACAAGAACUUCCAGGGUCGCUCCUAUGAGUGCAACACCGACUGUGCCGACCUGCACACCCAUUUCAGCCACUGUAACUCCAUCCAAGUGGAGAGUGGUAGCUGGAUGGUCUAUGAGCGGCCAAACUACAUGGGCUACCAGUACUUCCUGAGAAGAGGCGAGUAUCCCGACUACCAGCGCUGGAUGGGCUUUAAUGAUUGCGUGAAAUCCUGCAGGAUGAUCCCUCAAAAUCAGGGAGCUCACAAGAUGAGAAUCUACGAGCGCUCUGACUUUGGCGGUCAGAUGCUGGAGUUUGCCGAUGACUGCCCCUCCCUCCACGAUCAAUUCCAUUACAAUGAUAUCAACUCUUGCAAUGUUAUGGAGGGGUAUUGGCUUUUCUAUGAGCAUCCCAACUACAGAGGCAGGCAGUAUCUCCUGAGGCCUGGCGAGUACAGGAGAUACAGUGACUGGGGAGCCAUCAAUUCCAAGAUUGGCUCCAUCAGACGUGUUGUUGCUCACCCAAACUGAGAGGCAAUACAUUGUCAACAUGAAACUGAGCCUGACAUUGAAAUUAAUAAAAGUUAGGUCCACCCGCCA